GGUGCAAUGUUGCACUUCCUGGACUUGAACCCUCCCCUCAUCUUCCCGGGAUUGUCAGAGAGCUCUCACAUUCCUGGCGGUCUGGAAUAUCAGGUUCUGCAGCGCGAAGCUCGUGCCGUCACAGAGCACCUCUUUCGGUUCGACUCAGGCGUUGCGCCACCGCGCCUCGAGGCCGCGCGCUCGACGCUCAGCCACCACUCAGCAACUUGAACUCGACCAUCAUGGACAGAGACGUCGAAGAGGACAAGAUCAAGCCGUACGUCGUCACCGGACACCUUGGAAAGGGCAGCUUCGCCGUCGUCUACAAGGGGUACAAUGAGGAUACGCACAAGCAGGUCGCGAUCAAGACCGUCAAGCGCGAGACGCUUGGCACGGGAAAGCUGCUCGACAAUCUGCAGCUCGAGAUCGACAUCCUCAAGUCCCUCUCCCACCGCCACAUCACCCGCCUCCUCGAUAUCAUCCGCGCCCCCAAGAACAUCUACCUAAUCAUGGAAUACUGUGCCGGCGGCGACCUCACCAACUACAUCAAGAAGCGCGGCCGCGUCGACGGCCUAGAGUACACACCCCUCCCCACUCCCGCCAACCCUCACCCCCAGCCACAAUACUACCCGCACCCCCCAUCUGGCGGGCUCGCCGAGCUUGUCGUCCGCUCCUUUCUCCGCCAGCUCGCCCGCGCACUCAAGUUCCUGCGCCACCGCAAGCUCAUCCAUCGCGAUAUCAAGCCGCAGAACUUGCUCCUCCAUCCGGCGGGGGAGGACGAAUAUAAGCGCGGUCACCCUCUGGGAGUACCGGUGCUCAAGCUUGCCGACUUUGGCUUCGCGCGCAGCUUGCCGAACGCGAUGAUGGCGCAGACACUAUGCGGGAGCCCCCUUUACAUGGCGCCCGAGAUCCUCAAAUACGAACCUUACGGCCCCAAGGUCGACCUCUGGUCCACGGGCGCCGUCCUCUACGAGAUGGCCGUCGGGAAGCCGCCCUUCCGCGCGCAGAACCACAUCGAGCUGAUCAACAAGAUCGAGAAGUCGAAGGGAAUAAGGUUUCCGGAUGAGGAGCCGCAGACCGGUAAGAACGCCGACGUGAAGCCGGUGCCACAGGAUAUCAAGGACCUUAUCCGCGCGCUGCUGAGGCGGCUGCCCAUCGAGCGCGCCGACUAUGAGCAGUUCUUCAGCAGCCCCGCGAUGCAGAACAGCAAGUUCCCCAGGCCGGAAGCGCCGAAGGAGGAGCCAGGAGCCGAAGAACGCGACACGCCAGCCUGGACCGGCUCCGUCCCCGACCACCACAAGGUCAUCCCGCCCGAAGUGCUCGACCCACAUGCGAUGAUCCCGCCGAGCAAGUUCAACUUCAGGCGGCAAUCGUUGGUCGGGAGAGAUGACGAGAACACUCCUGAAGCGAGAGGUUCAGCGUCUCCACAAGACCUCGAAUCGCUCGCGGGGCCUUCGCGACCGCCACGCCGACCACCGAACUCAGAGCCCGUCGACGGAUCGAGCGCAGAGGCGGAGGAGUACGUUCUCGUCGACGAUACACAGGCGCUUGAGUUUGAUAGAGCUGUUGACCAAAUCCGCGAUCCCUCGCGCCGACCAUCCCAACAAGGUCGACAACUCCACGCCCGCCGCGUAUCUACGUACGGCGUGCCGCGGGAGAUCGGGAGGAAAGCGUCCCUCGGAGAGAGGAAACCGUCGAUGGUCGAGCGAAGAUCAUCAGGCGGGCUUCAGCAACGACCGGAUCAUCGACGCUCGUCGACGUAUAGCGGGCAGGGUACGCCGCAGAUGGGAUCGCCGGUACUGGACGAGGAUCCGUCGGCGGAGUUCUUGCAGGAGCGGCCGAGUACGAGAGUAAAUACGACCUUCCCUCCACCACCCAAUCAAGGCUUCCCACCGCCGUCGCCGGGAGGAUCGAGUCCCUCACGCGCGGCGGCAAGUGCCCUCAACCGCGCUCUCAGCCUCGCUAGCAAAAAGCUCUUCGGCACGCCCUCGCGUUCACCCUCAGACUACGCGCAAGCCUCCCCGUCUCGUUCUCCCACUGACAACGCGAAUGCAACACCAUCCAGAGAUGCGGACGUCGCAUCGUCUCCCAGAAGGGCUCAGAUCCUCCGCAACACGGACGAGGAGCGCGAUCCGAGGGAAGAUGCGCUGCUCGAGAAGCUUGAGGUGCUCGCGCAGAAGACGGAGGUGCUGACCAAUUGGGCGGACGAGAUGUACAAGUGCGUGGUGGAGACGAGGCAGAAUCCGUCGCAAAGGCGAGACGCAAAGUCCGAGGCCGAGUAUAAUGCGGUAUGGUUAGGAUUGGCCGGUAAGAACGAGCGAAGCCUUGACCUACUGCAGGUCACCUGUGUCGCCGUCUACCUACUCUUGAUGGGCUUCGCGCAGAAGGGCAUCGAUGAGCUGAGCCUGCAUCAAGAUGAGAUGCUCGAGGACCAUCCCGACGCCGAAUACGUCGUCAGCGAAGGGUUCGACGAUGCGCUUUGCUGGUUCCGCGAACGUUUCCUGAAAUGCCAUGAGCGCGCGAAGCUGGUCAAGACUUGGCUGCCCGCAAAUUACAACGGACCUAGGACCUGGCUAGAUCAGCUCGUUUACGACAGAGCGCUGGCACUGAGUCGCUUGGCCGCUCGUAAGGAGCUUCUUGAUCAAGCAACGACACCGAACGAAUGCGAGAAGCUCUACGAGGAGUCGCUUUGGUGCCUCUACGCGCUGCAGGACGAGCUUCUGCAGACGGGCAACGAGCUCUUGCGGGAGGACAGCGAGACGGUAGCGACCUGGAUCAAACGUACGAAGCUACGUCUGGUGCGCUGCCGCGCGCGCAUGAAGAUGAAUGACCGAGACCGCAUGAACGAUGUGAGGGCGGACGAGAAUCUCUCGGACGCGCCUCGCGUACCAGCACCGUGGGAUGCGCCUGCGACCUAAGGCUUAUGGACUACUUAUUUAACUUCAAUCUGCUACUACAUCUUCACCGCCUUCUGCUUUUUGAUCAUGGGACAUGCGCACGCUAUUACUCUAUGACCAUCCGUUUCUACAAUGUAUGUCAGGAAUUUUACAAGUUAUAUGACGAAGCUACACAUUCAUUGGGAU
Messenger RNA from Schizophyllum commune H4-8, 3062 nucleotides. RefSeq names its product kinase-like protein. Gene Ontology annotation, molecular function: protein serine/threonine kinase activity; ATP binding. Bases 222 to 2897 code for a protein of 891 amino acids. Lineage: Eukaryota; Fungi; Basidiomycota; Agaricomycetes; Agaricales; Schizophyllaceae. The transcript is spliced from 14 exons. The record is from RefSeq and is a predicted model, not a curated record. Gene Ontology annotation, cellular component: cytoplasm; autophagosome. Gene Ontology annotation, biological process: autophagosome organization; autophagy; peptidyl-serine phosphorylation.